AUGAAGUGUCUGUCCACGAAUUGUGCGGUCCAGAACGUCGGCUGUGCGUCACCGACAGGGGUUCCCGCGAGGUCCCAGCCUGGCUCGAAGAUACUGUUAGGAACUCGCGUGGCUGCAGUUUUUGUGACCCCCAAGAUGCAGGAACCAGGAGGACAAAGAGCAGGAGUGAGAAGAGAAGAUGAUGUUGUCCACACAGCCCAUUGUUGUGUCUGCACACAGUACAAUGUGAGCUGCUCUGCCGUGUACGACCUGGACCCGGUGGAGCUGGAGAGUUCACUGGUGAUCAGAAGGAAGAAGGACACGAAGGACCCAGAUGAGACGCUGCGCAACCUCACGGCCGACUACUCGCACUUCCUUCAGGUCAGAGGCUACGAAGACGUGUGCGCCACCGAGAAGGAGAGACACUUCCACCUGGCGUACUCGCUGGUGGUGCACAAGUAUGCCUGGAUGGUGGAGCGGCUGAUCAGGGCGCUGUACUCGCCGAGUAACGUCUUCUGCAUUGACUACGACCAAAAGUCCCCCGCUGUGUUUAGGUCGGCAAUGGAAGGCUUAGCUCGCUGCUUGCCCAACGUCUUCAUCGCCUCCAAGCGCGAGUACGUCAUUUACGCCGGCUUCACUCGCCUGAAAGCCGACAUCAACUGCCUGUCCGACCUCCUGGAAGUGGACGUCCCCUGGAAGUACGUCAUCAACCUCUGUGGGCAGGACUUCUCCUUGAAGACCAACAUGGAGCUGGUGUCGGAGUUGGCCGGCCUGAACAGCACCAACAUGCUGGACACGUUCCGACCCAACAAGCGCAAGAAGCAGAGGUUCUCCUUGCACUACGAGCAGAAGGACUGGAUGUCGCCAAAGAGAACGAACCUGGCCAAGAGCGCCCCGCCUCACGGCAUCGAGAUGUUUACUGGCAGCGCCUACUUCGUGCUCUCGCGCGAGUACGUCAUUUACGCCGGCUUCACUCGCCUGGAAGCAGACAUCAACUGCCUGUCCGACCUCCUGGAGGUGGACGUCCCCUGGAAGUACGUCAUCAACCUCUGUGGGCAGGACUCCCCCCUGAAGACCAACAUGGAGCUGGUGUCGGAGUUGGCCGGCCUGAACGGCGCCAACAUGCUGGACACGUACCGACCCAACAAGUCCAAGAAGCAGAGGUUCUCCUUGCACUACGAGCAGAAGGACUGGAUAUGUUUACUGGCAGCUCCUACUUCGUGCUCUCACGUGAUCAGAAGGAAGGACACGAAGGACCCGGAUGAGACGCUGCGCAACCUCACGGCCGACUGCUCGCAUUUCCUUCAGGUCAGAGGCUACGAAGACGUGUGCGCCACCGAGAAGGAGAGACACUUCCACCUGGCGUACUCGCUGGUGGUGCACAAGUAUGCCUGGAUGGUGGAGCGGCUGAUCAGGGCGCUGUACUCGCCGAGUAACGUCUUCUGCAUUCACUACGACCAAAAGUCCACCGCUGUGUUUAGGUCGGCGAUGGAAGGCAUAGCUCGCUGUUUGCCCAACGUCUUCAUCGCCUCCAAGCGCGAGUACGUCAUUUACGCCGGCUUCACUCACCUGAAAGCAGACAUCAACUGCCUGUCCGACCUCCUGGAGGUGGACGUCCCCUGGAAGUACGUCAUCAACCUCUGUGGGCAGGACUCCCCCCUGAAGACCAACAUGGAGCUGGUGUCGGAGUUGGCCGGCCUGAACGGCGCCAACAUGCUGGACACGUUCCGACCCAACAAGCGCAAGAAGCAGAGGUUCUCCUUGCACUUCGAGCAGAAGGACUGGAUGUCGCCAAAGAGAACGAACCUGGCCAAGAGCGCCCCGCCUCACGGCAUCGAGAUGUUUACUGGCAGCGCCUACUUCGUGCUCUCACGUGAUCAGAAGGAAGGACACGAAGGACCCGGAUGA
This is a messenger RNA of Nerophis lumbriciformis (worm pipefish), 1887 nucleotides long. RefSeq lists its product as uncharacterized. Gene Ontology annotation, molecular function: acetylglucosaminyltransferase activity. Gene Ontology annotation, cellular component: membrane. The record is from RefSeq and is a predicted model, not a curated record. Lineage: Eukaryota; Metazoa; Chordata; Actinopteri; Syngnathiformes; Syngnathidae.